CUAUCUAGCAAAUUGGCCUUUUUCCAUCAUGCGACUAGCCUUGGAGGUGUCGAGUCGUUGAUCGAAUGGCGGGCAUUGUCUGAUUCGAGAGUCGAUCGAAAGCUGCUGAGGAUUAGUGUGGGGUUGGAGAAUUGGCUGGAUUUGAAGAAUGAUCUU
Messenger RNA from Paecilomyces variotii, 156 nucleotides. RefSeq lists its product as hypothetical. The record is from RefSeq and is a predicted model, not a curated record. Lineage: Eukaryota; Fungi; Ascomycota; Eurotiomycetes; Eurotiales; Thermoascaceae. The transcript has a single exon. The annotation marks the transcript as partial.